CAGUGUUGACCAGGUAUAUCUAUGUUAGGCACUCCGACUAGUUCAUUUACUUCAAUUGCAAAUUCCCCAAAUAAUUUAUAUGCUCUUCAAUCUCUUUUAUCGAGUGUUGAUUUACAUCAAGCAAACAGGCGUGAUUGACGAGAAUGAGUAAUCUACAUUGGAGCAACAGAAAAUGCACCACGCGUCCUUCUCGAAAUUUCGUUGCUGCGCAAGUCGCACCCCGCAUCCUGGAAGUGGGGUUUAAUUAAAUGUCGAACCACUUUCAAUAUCUUACUCAGUCAUUUUUUUAUUCCUAAUCGUAAUUCAAUUGAUACAAUGACUACAAACCCAUCGUUGGUAUUGAACAAAGUGGACGAUAUUUCGUUCGAAAACUACCAGAUCCCUAGAAUCACUGAGCCUAAUGAAGUAUUAGUCCAGGUAAAGAAGACGGGAAUCUGCGGCUCUGAUAUUCACUACUACGCACAUGGAAAAAUCGGAGACUUCGUUUUGACAAAGCCAAUGGUCUUAGGCCAUGAAUCCUCGGGAAUUGUUGUUGAGGUGGGUGAUGCUGUAUCCCAUUUGAAAGCUGGGGACAAGGUUGCCAUUGAGCCUGGAGUGCCUUCUCGUUUUAGCGAUGAGUACAAGAGCGGUCACUAUAACUUAUGCCCGCAUAUGAAAUUUGCUGCUACCCCCAACUCGAAAGAGGGUGAACCAAACCCUCCGGGCACUUUGUGCAAGUAUUAUAAGUCGCCCGCAGACUUCUUGGUUAAAUUGCCUGAUCACGUGUCGCUCGAAUUGGGAGCAAUGGUCGAGCCAUUGACCGUGGGUGUGCAUGCUUCUCGGUUGGGUAAGAUCACUUUUGGUGAUCAUGUGGUUGUAUUUGGCGCUGGUCCAGUUGGAAUUCUUGCAGCCGCUGUUGCAAGAAAAUUUGGCGCCGCCUCCGUCACCGUUGUUGAUAUCUUCGACAACAAAUUAAAGCUAGCGAAGGACAUGGGUGCUGCCACCCAUGUCUUUAACUCGAGGACUUCCGACUCUUUGGGGGAUAAUUUGCCCGCAGGUGUGAAUCCAGAUGUUGUUUUGGAGUGUACCGGAGCUGAAGUUUGUAUCCAGCAAGGUGUUUUGGCUUUAAAAGCGGGUGGUCGCUUUGUGCAAGUGGGCAAUGCCGGUUCAUAUGUCAAGUUCCCAAUUACUGAGCUUGUGACCAAAGAGUUGAUUCUUUUUGGGUCCUUCCGGUAUGGAUACAAUGACUACAAGACCUCUGUGGAUAUCUUGGAUGAAAAUUACAAAAACGGAAAAGACAAUGCAAUGAUAGACUUCGAGGCUUUGAUUACUCACCGGUUCUCAUUCGACGAUGCCAUCAAGGCAUACGACAAAGUGCGUUCUGGUGACGGCGCUGCAAAAUGUAUCAUUGAUGGGCCAGAAUAAGGAGGUUUAUAAGUCUCUAAAAUGUGUCUUAUAGAU
Molecule: messenger RNA, 1440 nt
Organism: Metschnikowia bicuspidata var. bicuspidata NRRL YB-4993
Lineage: Eukaryota; Fungi; Ascomycota; Pichiomycetes; Serinales; Metschnikowiaceae
Gene: XYL2
Product: L-iditol 2-dehydrogenase
Exons: 1
Coding region: 316-1404 (362 amino acids)
Biological process (GO): D-sorbitol catabolic process
Molecular function (GO): zinc ion binding; L-iditol 2-dehydrogenase (NAD+) activity
Source: RefSeq, a predicted model, not a curated record